AUGCCUUCCAUUCGCACCCUCCUUGCCUCGUGUCUGGCAGUGGCCUCGACAGUUUCCGCCACUAACAUCAACGACUUCUCGUGCAAAUCCAACUCCAACCCGGUCGUGCUGCUGCACGGUCUCGGCGCAAACUACCUCGAAGACCUCAACGUGCUCCAAUCUUGGCUCCAGAACAAAGGAUACUGCACAUAUGCCCUCACCUACGGUGAAUAUGACGUCGCGCCUCUCGUCGGAGGCCUCAAGCCCAUUGCCGAAUCAGCCCAAGAAAUCGCCGCCUACAUCAAAGAAGUCGUUCAAAAGACCGGCCGAAGCAAAGUCGACCUGGUUGGCCAUUCCGAGGGUGCUUUCCAAUCCCUUUAUGUGCCCAAGGUUGAAGGAGUGAGCCAGUACAUCGACAAGAUUGCUGCGAUCGCCCCGCCCACCCAUGGGACCUCGUUUGCGGGCCUCUAUAACAUCGCUUAUCUGCUGGGUAACGCUUCCCGGGACCUCGUCAGCCAGGUUCUGAACACCGUCGGAUGCGGUGCAUGCGAUGAUCUUGGACCCGGCGGUGCAGCCAUCGCCCGCUUGAAUGAUGGGCAGCCCAUCGCGCAGCCCGGCAACAAGGUGACCAUCAUCGCGUCCCGAUACGACGAGUUGGUAACACCCCCCGGAGUCUCCUCGUUUGUGGAGGAGGACGGUGUGACCAACCGCUAUGUGCAGGACACAUGCCCUCUGGACCCGGUCGGCCACAUUGGUGAGGCUUAUGAUGUGAAUGUGUGGAACCUGGUCAAGAAUGUAUUGGAUGACACCCCCAACCGCAAAUUUGUGUGCUUGAUUGGGUCGCCUGGCAAGGUCUGA
This is a messenger RNA of Penicillium oxalicum, 837 nucleotides long. Its product is annotated as esterase/lipase family protein. The record is from RefSeq and is a predicted model, not a curated record. The transcript has a single exon. Gene Ontology annotation, biological process: lipid catabolic process. Gene Ontology annotation, molecular function: lipase activity. Bases 1 to 837 code for a protein of 278 amino acids. NCBI's taxonomy places the organism in Eukaryota, Fungi, Ascomycota, Eurotiomycetes, Eurotiales, Aspergillaceae.